AGCGAUACAGUUUAGUGUAUAGCGAAAGACCGGAGGGGGUGAGCGUUAAGGCUUUGUAAACACUGAGGAGGCGCCUAUCCCGUUACUGGCAUGAUUAUAGGAACAAAGAGCCUACAUUAGAACCAGCCCAAAACCUGGAACUUUACCAAAGCAAAGGACUUUUCAUACCAGUUAUAACUGAGGUUCUCGAAAACUGACGGAAAGAACGUUUUGCUGCGACGCUGGUAGCCGUGAUAACAAAGAGGGAUCCUGUCAGCUGAGGGGACACGGACGCGCAGGACUGUAGUAUCCAAAGUUGCUUGAUGUCUCUCUCCGACACUGGAUUAUUUUCUACGUGGUUUCUAUUCUUGCAAUGAAAGUCCAAGGCGGCAUGUCACACUUUUAAGACGAGGGAGCGGGGACACACAGACCCCCUUCGGGACUCGGGAGAGGGAACAAAGGCUCCUUGGAGUGAUUACGCUGCCCCAUUACUUUGGAACAAAGUCCCGUAGUCAGAGUGGGUGGCAGAAGGAAGCCUUAAUUCCUUUCGGCCUUUCUCCUUUGCCAAAGCAUCAGAACUUUUGGACUAAAGUCAAGGGGUGUAGGCAAGAAGGGGUACACUUUGUGUCCUUUGCGCACCCACUUCUACUUCAGUUUGCGUUAGGGGAUGAUGGAAAUACCCUUCUAUCAUGAUGAUGUGUUGAAUGUUUCUCAGGCUCCCCUCUACACUUCUCCUUUUAGCGCUAUGAUGAAAAAGGAUCUGAACCUUAACCUGACUGACCAGGUUGUAGCUAAUUUAAAGCCACACCUCCGCGAUGGGGAGCUGCUGACCUCCCCUGAUCUUGGGCUACUAAAGUUGGCUUCUCCUGAGCUGGAGAGGCUUAUCAUCCAAUCAAAUGGCAUGGUCACCACCACACCUACUACUAGCCAGUUUGUGUACCCAAAGGUGGCUAGUGAGGAACAAGAAUUUGCAGAGGGCUUUGUGAAAGCAUUGGAAGAUCUUCAUAAACAGAAUCAAUUGGGGGUUCAACCAGGCAGUUUGGAUUUAAGCUCAGUGCCUGCUGGAUCUAACCUUCAACCUCCAUCAACCUCUGAUGCUCCUGUCUAUGCCAACCUUAGCAGCUACCCCAGUGGGGUUAUGGGAACCACUGUCAAUUAUAGUACUGAUACUGUGCCAUACCCACCACCUCCAUCAAACAUGAUACAGCAACCAGCACCUCCACCACCCAGACUGCAGGUUCUGAAAGAUGAGCCACAGAUUGUACCAGAGGUUGCCAGCUUUGGGGAUAGUCCACCAAUGUCCCCUAUAGAUAUGGACACACAGGAAAGGAUCAAAGCAGAGCGAAAGAGGCUGAGAAACAGGAUAGCAGCAUCUAAAUGCAGAAAGAGAAAGCUUGAGCGAAUCUCCAGACUAGAGGAAAAAGUGAAGAGCCUUAAGACACAGAACACUGAGCUGGCAUCUACUGCUAACCUGCUGAGGGAACAGGUGGCCCAACUAAAGCAAAAGGUCAUGAGUCAUGUCAACAGUGGCUGCCAGCUUCUGCCCCAACAGGUCCAAGCCUACUAAGCACUGGAUCUUUUUCAACUAUUCAGACCUAUCCAUUGCUUUACCUUACACCUGUAAUAAUUGUAUUCCAAUUUUGAGAAGCUCACUAAGUAAAUUUAGUUGGGACUUUGUCAUUUUUGUAAAGUGUAUCAACUCAAAUGACCAAAGACUGGAGGGUGGCCCAUUACUUUGGGAAGCAUCAAACCACUCCCAUUACUACUGACCAUAACCAAAUAGUGUCAUCUAAUGUAGGGUGACCAUUAAAAAAAAAAGUAAACACAACCAAGGUGGAGGAGCACGGUGUUGCAAUGGUGUUAUGGCUGCAAGUUUCUUAUUGAGACUGAUACUUUUGAGACACCAGUGUUGCUGCAGUUUCUGUUUUGUUUGUUUGUUUUUCCUCAUGUAAACAAUCUUGAUUUGCAUAGUACAGACAGAUUUACCAAUUAAACCCCAUAACACCAACUCUAAGGAAGUUUGAGGUGGCCUAAGACAACAGUGACUACUAUUAAUCUAGAGUGCAUACAUAUCAGGACUUACAGAAUGUUAUUGUGGGUUAAGGUUUUGUUCCCUAGACCCUAAUGACACUGCUCACUCCAGUAAUAUGUUCUGUCUUGAGCUGUACAGACAAGUUUGUACAUGCAGUAAUGCUUAUAUCCAGAACAUGUUUGAGACAAACUUGGUUGGAUGUUAAUGCCAAGUGCAAUCAAUGCUGAUUUAUAUAUAAACUGCCUUAAAUGUUUACAACGUUUCAAAAGCAGAUGACAGAAUAGGCUACGGUAACCUGCACUGAAACUUCUUAGCUACUGAACUAAUCCACACAUACAGGAAUAUCCAGUAUCAAAGAAGUUAAAGUGCAUGAGUGCACUAUGUCUGCAUCUUCUAUGCUGAGCUAUAAUUUGUAUGAUAUGUAAAUGUAUUUUACAGAACUUUUGUUUGAAGUGUUCAGUUUGCUAUAAUUAAGUUAUACUGGGAACAAUGUUUUCAAACUGUUUUUUUACUACACAUUCCAGUAUAUACAGUACUCCAGUGCUCUUAUAUAUAAUAAAGUAUUGUUAAAAUGA
Messenger RNA from Xenopus tropicalis (tropical clawed frog), 2586 nucleotides. It is a transcript of the gene jund, whose product is annotated as jun D proto-oncogene. The transcript has a single exon. NCBI's taxonomy places the organism in Eukaryota, Metazoa, Chordata, Amphibia, Anura, Pipidae. Gene Ontology annotation, biological process: regulation of DNA-templated transcription. Gene Ontology annotation, molecular function: sequence-specific DNA binding; DNA-binding transcription factor activity; DNA binding. Gene Ontology annotation, cellular component: nucleus. Bases 647 to 1546 code for a protein of 299 amino acids. The record is from RefSeq and is a predicted model, not a curated record.